This is a messenger RNA of Racocetra persica, 746 nucleotides long. NCBI's taxonomy places the organism in Eukaryota, Fungi, Glomeromycota, Glomeromycetes, Diversisporales, Gigasporaceae. The record is from the annotation of a GenBank genome assembly.
AUGAAGACAGAAAUGAGGAAAAUCAGCAGAAGCAGAACGGGCCAAGCGAGCAAUUAGAUACAGAGAAAAAAAAUCAACAGACGCAAAUGAAUACAAAUAGUGCAGAUAUAAACGUUCUGAAUAUAGAUCACGAAGAUGUACAAGCACAAGUACAAGAAAAUAAUAUAGAGAAACAAGCAGAUGAUGGUUUCAUAACGGUUAUGCACAAGAAGGUUAAAAUAAGGAAGAGCACACAUAAUAGUAGGAAUAAAAGUGAAUCUGAAGGGCUUAAUGAUAGAUAUAAGUGCCAAAAAACAAUGACUAUGCUUAAGACAUAUAAGAUAGAAUUGAUUAUGUUACAAGAAACAAAUUUAACUAAUAAUAGUACGAGAAAUUUUUUGAAACAGCAAUGGGGAUACGAUUCUAUAUGGACAGCUAGAGUAGCUAUUUUAGCAGGAAAUAGAGAAAUCAAGUUUGAAAAUAUCGAAGAAUCUUAUCAAGGAAGGAAAGAGUCACUGUCAACAGUUAUUCAGAAGCAAGAAAAUGGUAAUAAGAGGAAUAAAGACUUCUGGAGUUGGUCUAAAAUAAAAUGGAUCAACAAUAAGCAUAAGGAUAUCUUUUGGCGUUACUGUCACAGAUCACUGCCGUUAGGAUACAGGUUAAAGCAUAUAAUACCGAAUAACAAUGGUGACUGUCCGAUGUGCCAUGAAGAAAUCCAAACUAAUGAGCAUUUUGGGAUAAACUGUAAAAGCAGUAAGAUCAUAUGA